Naumovozyma castellii is the source of this 1500-nucleotide messenger RNA. It is a transcript of the gene BIT61, whose product is annotated as Bit61p. The transcript has a single exon. The record is from RefSeq and is a predicted model, not a curated record. The coding region runs from base 1 to 1500 and encodes 499 amino acids. NCBI's taxonomy places the organism in Eukaryota, Fungi, Ascomycota, Saccharomycetes, Saccharomycetales, Saccharomycetaceae.
AUGGUUGGUCACAAACUCUCUAGCACAAUAUCGCGAGAUGCUCACUCUCAACCAGAAUAUAUGGACCAAACAGCAUCAUCUGGAAUUACCCAAAUUUUAAGCCAACAUUCAGGCAAGUCCAACCAGUCAAAGCUUAAGAGAGAUGGGUCAAAGCUGUCACAUAUUGGUUUCCAACCGGUAUCUCACCAACUUAGUUCUAGAAGUUCUAAUCCAAACAUGAAUGUCAGCACCUCCUAUCUUGGCACUUCUAGAAGAAAUAGCGUUAUAUCUUCCUCGUCUUCUUCACUAAGCUCGAAGACAACAAUUACCUCAAAUCGUAGGAAAAACUCAACUUCUUCGAGAAGUUUGACUUCGACUUUGUCAUUGUCGUUACCGUUAUCUAGAAAGAAAAGUGCUCAUACAUUAUCUAUUUUUGGUAAUCACCAACAUAGUCAACGAUCAGCAAAUAUAUCGACCUCAAACACAAGUAUUCUCAGUGUACCUUCAAUAUCUACAUCAACGAGUAAGUCAUCAGCUUCUCGAAGACAUAAGUUUACACAAGCAGUCCGUAGAAUUUUUCCAUCCAGUAAAGUUAGUUCCCAUCAACAUAAGGUUGACAUCGAGCCAGUUAUUCCAACUUCAUUAAGUAACUUUUUACAUUCUUCAUUUGAAAGACAUAAGAUGUCAUCCCCAUCUCAAUUUUUUUAUAACCCGUCCCUGGUAAGUGAUUCGAACCAUUCCAUAUACUCAUUCAAUCCUUCAAUAUCGCAUGACCCUGCUCUAUCGCAAGAACAUAAUCCAGCAUAUAUUUUGCAAGAUUUACUCCGACAUUUACCCUCACUGGAGGCUAAUUACAAGAGUUUUAGUGCGCAAGAACUGGAGAACUUAUCGGAAAAUGUCUGGUACAUUUAUUGUAGUAAUAUGGUAGAAUUGUUUAAAGAUCACCGAAUAUGGGACUUGCCGAUGAAAGUCGAAGAUAUAAGCCGAAUAUUUGAUUUUUAUCGAAGAUUAACUAAUUUUGACAAUGUAUGGCUAAAUGUGAAAGAAUUUUUGGAUUCUUCCUUAUUUGUAUUUGAAAAUGAAAUUGUAUUUAAUUACACGAAUGAAGAUAUAAUGAAUAGUACUUUGAAAAGAUUGUGCGUAAUUUGGGAGAAGUUUUAUCAACAAAUAUAUUACGAUGUAUUAACUAUAUUAUUAUCCAUGGAGAAAGAUGAAAAUGAAGGAAAGUUAAAUCAAAAGGUUAUAAAUGAAAAAGAAAGACCUUCUAUGGAAAUUCUAUUACUGCAAUGCUUCAGAGAUACCAUUGUAUUGCCAUACUUUCAAAAUUUUAUUCACAGCGAUACCGGAGUUAGAAAAACCUUUCAGUUGUAUAUUUUGAAUCAAGAGGAAGAAAGAAAAAUUACAAAUCAAGACAAACGUGUUCUACUACAAUGCUUUGGAAUUCUGAGUACAAUUAAUAGUAUGGAUAUGAACCAGAACGUUAUUGAAGAACUGCUGAAGGGUAUUAGGAUUUAUCUAUAG